CCACACUAAUGUGCUCUGAUAUUCUCCAGGGCGGGUCACUCCACCCCCUCCCCUCCCCUCCUCAUGUUCAUCUUGCCUGUGUUACAUUAAGCAAGCAUCUCAAGACACGAAUUCUCGACAGUCCGCUGCAGACCUAACGGCGAUCCCAUUGUUUUGUGUUUUAAUGCAAAGGAAACCACAAUCUGGAAUCGGAAUCUCUUUGUGACUUCUGGACGCGGAGAUGAAGAAGUCAGAGAAAGACACUUUCUCUCUAGAAAUUGACGACAGGACGGAGGACGAGAAAUGUCGACACAAGGCAGCAAAACAAAAGGCACCCAAAGCCCCCAUGGACACCGACUACCAGGAGGAAAUGGAGGACACCAAACCUCAAAUACGAUUCGACCUCAAUUUUGACAAAGGCAUCCGAGGUGUCGAUCAGGACAACACCAAGAGAGACAGUCGGACGUUUGACAUCGACAGGCUGUUUGAAGCGGCGGCCAGCGGGAAUGUCACCAGAUUGGAAGGACUGCAUCAGUACCUGCAUCUAAACAUGAAGAAACUCUCUGACUCUCUAUAUAAGUCGCAUGGUAAAACUGCCCUGAUGAAGGCCCUUCUGCACCUCCAGGACGGCAAGAACCCCAAUGUUGAAUUACUAUUGGACAUCUCAGAAAGGAUUGGCGACAUUAAAGAAUUUGUUAAUGCAAAAUACACCGACGAUUACUAUAAAGGGCAGACGGCGCUACACAUCGCAAUUGAACGGAGGAGUCUGAGCUACGUCAAACUUUUGCUCAGUAAAGGAGCCGACGUCCACGCCAAAGCCUCUGGGAAAUUCUUCCGGCCACAUAAAGGCCCCAACUUCUACUUUGGUGAGCUUCCUCUCUCCCUGGCAGCAUGCACGAACCAGCCUGACAUGGUCGAGUUCCUCUUGGACAACGAGUAUCAGCAGGCCAACCCAAACGAGCCCGACUCUCAUGGCAACACGGUGCUGCACGCCCUGGUGGUGGUGGCCGAUAACACUAAGGAGAACACUGAUUUAUUCAUCGCUAGCAUGUACGAUCGCAUCCUGACCACCACGGCUCGGCUGAAGCCCAAACUCAACUUGGAGGUGACUGAAAACAAAAACGGCCUGACGCCUCUCAAACUGGCUGCCAAGACUGGAAAAAGUGGGCUUUUCGCACACAUCCUGAAGCGCGAGUUCCAGGAGUGCCACACCAAGCAUUUGUCUCGUAAAUUCACCGAGUGGGUUUACGGGCCAGUCCAGAGCUCUUUAUACGACUUGGCCUCAGUGGACUCUGCGGACAGCAAGUCUGUCCUGGAAAUACUGGUCUAUGGCAGUGACAUCCCUAACCGCCAUGAAAUGCUCCAGACAGAACCUCUGCACCAACUGCUGGAGGACAAGUGGAAGAGGUUUGCAGGCUUAAUGUUUGGUCUCAACUUCCUGGUCUACUUUGGGUACCUGUUUAUCUUCACUGCGGUGGCCUACAAUAAAAAGGAUGGAAAGACACCGUUCCCUCUGGAGCACAACACUUCAGGUUACCUGUAUCUUUGCGGGCAGCUACUAAUAACAUUGGCAAACUUCUAUUUCUUUGUCAUGGGGUUAUUAGAUCUGAAGAGGAAACGACCAAAGCUGCAGACCUUGCUGAUUGAUGGAUAUUAUGAUAUUCUUUUCUUUGUGCAGGCUAUCCUCUUCCUGGUCGCAGCCGGUCUCUAUGUCCUUGGGAGACAAGAGUACUUGGGUUUCCUAGUGCUGUGUCUUGCGCUCAGCUGGGUCAGCCUGCUCUACUUUGCCAGGGGCAGCAAACACAUGGGCAUCUACAGCGUCAUGAUACAAAAGAUGAUACUCAGCGAUAUCCUGCGCUUCCUGUUUGUCUAUGUUGUCUUCCUGUUUGGAUUCUCAGCAGCUGUGGUCACACUGCUCAUUGAGCCUCCUGUGCGGAACACCACCGGAAAGGGUCGCCUCUUCGGACCGACCUACCCCGAGUCCGAGUGCAUCAAGCCCACCUUCCGAAAUAUCUCCUACACUACGCUGCAGCUCUUCAAGUUUACCAUCGGCAUGGGUGACAUGGAGUUCACCGAGCAGUACCAAUACAAGGAGGUCUUCUACGUUCUGCUCAUUUUCUACAUCAUUCUCACUUACAUCCUGCUGUUGAACAUGCUCAUCGCCCUGAUGAACCGCACUGUGGAGAAGAUCACCAUGGAGAGCACGAGCAUCUGGAAGCUACAGAGGGCUAUCACCAUCCUGGACAUGGAGAGAAAGUUGCCAUUAUUUGUGAGGAAGAGGCUUCGCUGUGGGGUGGACAAAAAUCUGGGCACACCUUCUGAACAAGAUCACCGUCGAUGUUUUAGAGUGGAGGAAGUCAACUGGAACAAAUGGAACGUCUGCCUGGGCAUAAUCCACGAGGAGCCCGGCAACUGUAAUCGAAGGAGACGACUGACGUCGGACGGCCAGCCGAUUCAGUCAAACGGGGGGCGCUGGAGAGUCACACUUGCAAAGAGCAGAAGAGGACCACAGUCCACGGAGAUGUGCAACUUUUCACCGUGAACACACAGAAAAUGCAACUUUUU
Molecule: messenger RNA, 2544 nt
Organism: Syngnathus acus (greater pipefish)
Lineage: Eukaryota; Metazoa; Chordata; Actinopteri; Syngnathiformes; Syngnathidae
Gene: trpv1
Product: transient receptor potential cation channel, subfamily V, member 1
Exons: 16
Coding region: 221-2521 (766 amino acids)
Biological process (GO): calcium ion import across plasma membrane
Cellular component (GO): membrane
Molecular function (GO): protein binding; calcium channel activity
Source: RefSeq, a predicted model, not a curated record